CCUUCUUCAGUCUAUUGGGUUUCCAGCCUGAAGACAGGACUCUAGAAAUCUCAGACUUUCCUUUCAAACAACACAGUUCAUUACUUUUGUGAUACAAGAGCUAACUGUAAAUAUGAUCGAUAGAGACAUUGCACUCGAGGCUUUGGGUGUCCUCUGCAACGCCAGUGUAACAUCUGUUCAAAUUCAAAGGUCACAAAGCUCUCAUGACUGCAGUGGUGGGAGAGCAGCACAUCAGGAGCAGCUGUCCAUCAAGAAUCUCAUCUGUACCGUCCUGGACGCAGAUGAAACCAGCGAGGUGUCAAAAUGCUGCUUCUCCCACAUCCAAUCCAUCCUGCAAGGCAGUGCUGCGCCAGCUUUCUUCCCCGGAGUGGUGGACACUGCAACAGGAAGGAACCACAUCAUCGAUGAUGAUGAGUUCUUUGCCCCGCAGUUCGACUAUGAUUUCAAAAAUUUGAAGGACACUGAGACUUUCUGGAGAGGUGGAGAGAAGUAUGAACGCCCAAGUGGUUGGUACCGUUUUGGGCUUAAGGUCCUGGAUAAGUAUGAUGAAGCUACCUGGCUGGGAACCAGUUACCGUAGCACCCAGUCAUGUCCAGGGGAGUGGCCUGUGUCCUACCAUGGGACAUCAAAGAAAGGUGCUGAGGGCAUCAUUGAAGGACACUACGAGCCGGGCUCUGGGCAGGCGUAUGGCAGGGGGAUUUAUUCUACCCCAGACAUCUCUGAGGCGAAUCAAUACGCCAAAACAUUCACCUCCGAGAAGAAUGGCAAGAGGUACAAAGUGAUUCUGCAGAAUCGAAUCAACCCCAAGUACAGAAAGAUAUGCAAAUACCCUAAGUACUGGCUGAUCCCCAUCCCCAAAGGUACAUCUGAUGAAGAAGAGCAGGAGAUGGUAGAAAGGGCCAUCCGUCCUUAUGGCCUUCUGUUGAAAGAGGUCUAACACAGAAAGAUCACAAGAAAACCCACAAAUCUGACCAGUUUUAUUUUGAAAAGCCAGUGGGUGUGUCAUCUAUUAAACAUUAGUUGUCCAUACUAAACACUCUUCAAUUUGCAUAUGAAUUUGAAUAUGGGAAAAUAAUUGUUUGUGUUUGUUUUAUGGAAAUAUGGAAUAAACAAACUAGAACUAA
Molecule: messenger RNA, 1124 nt
Organism: Seriola dumerili (greater amberjack)
Lineage: Eukaryota; Metazoa; Chordata; Actinopteri; Carangiformes; Carangidae
Exons: 4
Coding region: 113-937 (274 amino acids)
Source: RefSeq, a predicted model, not a curated record